GUGUUAGCAAACACUUUUAAAUCUCCACGCUGUUUAGCCGCGUUAUGUAGAUUUAAGGAUUAAGUUUAUGUGUCGGUCGACAGUAGACAACACUGGUUGCGGCUGAGAGACAAGAAAUCUCAACAAAAGCUGAACACCAGCUUGACAGACUUUUAUGACUGUAGCAUCUCCACUUUAGGAACAAUUUACAAACAGUCCUUUUAGUGCAGACGGGGGCUGCAGCCAUGGCAGGUAAGGGUCGCGGAGUGGCCGCGUUCACCUUCAACAUCGAGGCUCUGGGCAUCAGCAGGGGCAGCAUGCCAGAAGCCAGGGUGGGGCCCAAUCCGCUGUUUCCAAACACAGAUUUCAAACCAGUUCCACUGAAAGUUGGCGAAGAGGAGAACUACCUGCUGGCCCUGAAGCAGGAGAUGAGGGGAACAAUGCAGCAGCGACCACACAACAUCAGAUUUCCGCCCAAUAAAGCCGAGGUGGAGAGAUAUACAGAGAGGUACCUGAAGCAAAAACAGAUUGAAGAUGAAGACUGGACUCCAGACUGGAACCUAUUCCCGAAAGAAUUAAUGCCUCAAAUGAAGAAACCUCACGUUAAAGCAGGUGCAAAGAAGAAAAAGGCGAAGAUGUUGGGCAAAGACACAACAGAGAUGCUGAACAAAUUAGAUGAAUUAGAAAAGAAAGACACGAACCAGGAAAAAUCUGACGAUGAGGCUGAAAAGAAACCAAAGAAGGAGGAGGAUGAGGAAGAACCUGAAGCGGAAGAAUAUGACGAAGAGGAUUUAGAGGAGGAUAACGACUACAUCGAGAGCUACUUCGACAACGGUGAAGACUUUGCCGCAGACAGCGACGAUAACAUGGAUGGCGAAGGCACAUACUGACACAGCUUCAAGUCAUCCGGAUACUGUAGAUGAGUGAGGAAUGCUCUUUAGAAGAGUGAUAUUUUCGUUUUGUUUGAGUGACUCUAACAUGAAUUUUCUUUGAAGAAAAAAAUGUAAAUAAGAUUAUGUACAGACCGGUUAUAAU
Messenger RNA from Salarias fasciatus (jewelled blenny), 1014 nucleotides. It is a transcript of the gene polr3g, whose product is annotated as polymerase (RNA) III (DNA directed) polypeptide G. The coding region runs from base 225 to 869 and encodes 214 amino acids. The transcript is spliced from 8 exons. Gene Ontology annotation, biological process: transcription by RNA polymerase III. Lineage: Eukaryota; Metazoa; Chordata; Actinopteri; Blenniiformes; Blenniidae. Gene Ontology annotation, cellular component: RNA polymerase III complex. The record is from RefSeq and is a predicted model, not a curated record.